AUGAUCAGGAGACUGAAGGAGAAACACACAGAAAUGAGCAGGAGACUGAAGGAGAAACACACAGAAGUGAUCAGGAGACUGAAGGAGAAACACACAGAAGUGAUCAGGAGACUGAAGGAGAAACACACAGAAGUGAUCAGGAGACUGAAGGAGAAACACACAGAAGUGAUCAGGAGACUGAAGGAGAAACACACAGAAAUGAUCAGGAGACUGAAGGAGAAACACACAGAAGUGAUCAGGAGACUGAAGGAGAAACACACAGAAGUGAUCAGGAGACUGAAGGAGAAACACACAGAAGUGAUCAGGAGACUGAAGGAGAAACACACAGAAGUGAUCAGGAGACUGAAGGAGAAACACACAGAAACCAAACAGAGAUGUGGUUUCCCCGGUUGUUUUUCUCUCCAGGGCUCGUCUAAACUGGAGAAAGCAGAGAUUCUGCAGAUGACGGUGGACCACCUUAAGCUGCUGCAUGCCAUGGGGGGCAAAGGGUACUUUGAUGCGCGGGUCCUGGCAGUGGACUAUAGGACUCUGGGAUUCAGAGAGUGUGUAGGAGAGCUGGUCCGGUACCUGAGCUGUUUAGAAGGAGGGGUGGACUCGCCGGACCCUAUCGGUGCCCGCCUGGUCUCCCACCUCUCCCACUGCGCCAGCCAACUGGACCCCCUUCUCCUUCAGUCGCCCCACACCUCCUCCGCCCUCCCUUUUCCUCCCUGGCCGUGGAUCUCCUCCUAUCACCAGAUGUCACCUGCCUCGUCUCCCACCUCUCCAUCUUUCUCCGCGAGGCGGAGGGAGCCGGCACGCCUGGGGGGUGGGGGUUAUCCGUCCCACUCAGCCGACACCUUGCGUCUCGCCCCAAUGGGGUGCCAACAGGGGUCCAUGCUCGCCCCUGCUUUGGUGUCUGAGCUUCGCAGGGUGCCCUCUCUCCCGCCACCUUCCUCCCCUGCCCUCACCGCUACCCCCACUCACAGACUCACUCAGCAGUCCUCUGGAGCCUCACUCCUCCUAACCUCCUCUUCCUCCUCUUCCUCCUCCUUUCCCUCUGCUCCUCCACAAGUCACCUUCAGACCCUUUGCCCCUCUGGGGUCUCCCGCGGGUCAGCGCAGGGGCAAAGCUGCAAAGAUCUGGGGGACUGAGAUAGGAGCCUUCUGAUCCAGAACCUGUCAACAUGAUGCACCAUGUAAAGUUUGCUCUUAACCACAGAUCUAGGAUCAGAUUACCCAACCCUUAAACCUACCCUUAACCCAGUGGAGGUUGCCGAGGGGAGGACGGCUCAUAAUAAUAUCUGGAACGGAGCAAAUGGGACGGCAUCAAACACCUGGAAACCAUAUGCUUGAUGUACAGUAUUUGAUACCAUUCCACCCAUUCCGCUCCAGCCAUUACCACGAGCCCCAAUAAAUGUUCCAUCAACCUCCUGUGCCUUAAACACAGCUCUAGGAUCAGAUUACCCCCCCCCCCCCCCCCCUUAACCACAGAUCUAGGAUCAGAUUACCCAACCCUCCCUUAACCACAGAUCUAGGAUCAGAUUACCUUACCCCUAACCAUUAAAGGGUGGAAACCAUAUGACCCUAGAUCAAUGGUUAGGAACAGCCUCUCUCUCUGUCUCUCUGUCUCUCUAUCUCUAUUUCUAUCUCUCUCGCUCUCUCACACACACAAAAAUUACAUAUAUAAAUGACAGGGACUCUAAAGCCAUACAAUAUGACAGACAGGAGGACAGACAGACAGAGAAACAAACAGACUGGAAUCAAACAGGGAUGGACAGAGCAACAGAUGGACAAAUGAAGUCAAGAUGGAAGACAGAGUCAUAAGAGAGAAACAGAAUAACUCAGAAGGACUUCCAGAGAUCUACUCAGCCUUAAGAAGGACUUCCAGAGAUCUACUCAGCCUUAAGAAGGACUUCCAGAGAUCUACUCAGCCUUGAGAAGGGCUGACUGAAUAACUCAGAAGGACUUCCAGAGAUCUACUCAGCCUUGAGAAGGACUUCCAGAGCUCUGCUCAGCCUUGAGAAGGGCUGACUGAAUAACUCAGAAGGACUUCCAGAGAUCUACUCAGCCUUGAGAAGGACUUCCAGAGCUCUGCUCAGCCUUGAGAAGGGCUGACUGAAUAACUCAGAAGGACUUCCAGAGAUCUACUCAGCCUUAAGAAGGACUUCCAGAGAUCUACUCAGCCUUAAGAAGGACUUCCAGAGAUCUACUCAGCCUUGAGAAGGGCUGACUGAAUAACUCAGAAGGACUUCCAGAGAUCUACUCAGCCUUGAGAAGGACUUCCAGAGCUCUGCUCAGCCUUGAGAAGGGCUGACUGAAUAACUCAGAAGGACUUCCAGAGAUCUACUCAGCCUUGGGAAGGACUUCCAGAGCUCUGCUCAGCCUUGAGAAGGACUUCCAGAGAUCUACUCGGCCUUGAGAAGGGCUGACAGAAUAACUCAGAAGGACUUCCAGAGAUCUACUCAGCCUUGAGAAGGGCUUCCAGAGCUCUGCUCAGCCUUGAGAAGGACUGACUGAAUAACUCAGAAGGGCUUCCAGAGAUCUACUCGGCCUUGAGAAGGGCUGACUGACGGUCCUACUUGUACAGAAAGCUCUGAAUCUCAGUUUGGACGUGGGUCUUCAUAGCAAUACCACGUUGUUCUCCAUUAGAAGUGGCCCAAUAAGACGGUCUAUGAACAAACAAAUGCAAGAGACUAUAUAUACAACAGAGACAUGUAUAUUGUUCUUUCUUAAAACAUUCCCAGAUUUUCCAGAAAUUCUGUUUGCUGGAUUCCGGAUUUUCCGCUUUCUUCACUUCCUUAUCCAGGAAUCUUACAGUUGGGAUGUCUGGUAUAUUGAGGAAGUUAGAUAUAGAAUGUAAUCUCUGCCAACCUAGAGGGAGACACAGCUCUUCUCAGACUGUUGCUGUGAACUGAACUGCGUUUGUCAUGUAUUUUUGCUGUGAUGUUUUAAUUUGUAUAUUUUAAAUCAUUUUACGUACAUUUUAUUACCCUGAUUGAUUCCGUUUUCAUUCAAACGGAAUGGCUGAUAAAAAUGGUAUUUAAAUAA
Molecule: messenger RNA, 3026 nt
Organism: Salvelinus fontinalis (brook trout)
Lineage: Eukaryota; Metazoa; Chordata; Actinopteri; Salmoniformes; Salmonidae
Product: hairy/enhancer-of-split related with YRPW motif-like protein
Exons: 3
Coding region: 1-1146 (381 amino acids)
Biological process (GO): anterior/posterior pattern specification; regulation of neurogenesis; regulation of transcription by RNA polymerase II
Cellular component (GO): nucleus
Molecular function (GO): DNA-binding transcription factor activity, RNA polymerase II-specific; protein dimerization activity; RNA polymerase II cis-regulatory region sequence-specific DNA binding
Source: RefSeq, a predicted model, not a curated record